Molecule: messenger RNA, 675 nt
Organism: Drosophila hydei
Lineage: Eukaryota; Metazoa; Arthropoda; Insecta; Diptera; Drosophilidae
Exons: 3
Coding region: 56-652 (198 amino acids)
Source: RefSeq, a predicted model, not a curated record
AUUGCGCACUAAAACUAGUUCCUCAAUUUGUUGAAGUUCUUUUCUGCGCUAAAAAAUGUUUUUAAAUGAUAUUGGGCAGCCUUUAAUAUUGAAUUCUAAAAAAACUUAUGGUCCUUACGAGCAACAUAAUGGACCAAUGCUGUUAACAUCGGCCGCGUUCCAGGAUCACAUAGUUCCUACAAGUUGGUGUGGCCGAAUUAUUGGCUCAGCUCAUGAUGUGGCUCGUUUCCAAGGUGCGUUAUCCGAAACCAGUCAAAGAUAUGAGUAUAAUGUUUUAAAGCCCUUCGAACCAGUGAACAUUACGUAUGAUAAAGCCAAAAUUAGUUUAACUUUGAUACCAGCAGGACAAAACGAAUAUUAUGGACCUGCUAUCUUGUAUUACCUAAAGAAUGACUGCAUAAGAUCACUAAUAGCUGACAAUUUGAGCGGCUAUUUGGACUUUAUACCAAAGUCCGGUGCAACAUUUCAUCGUGCUAUUGGCAAUGGCAUAGAUGUCCUGUAUUUUGAUGACUUGUGCUAUGCGUCCGAGGAGGAUGAGGCAUUAGCGCAAAGAGAGUAUAUCUAUGCUUUCAUACAGCUUAUAAGGCCGAAGUAUUUGUAUGGAUUAAGACAAGAUAAAUUACCAAAGUAUUUGCUCGAUUUAUGCGCGUAGUAGGAUAUGAUGAUUGAUCCCAA